GCCCGGCCUGGGGGGGCCCGGCCUCGGGCCCGGCCCAGCCUGGCUCCCUUAGUUCCAGGGGGAGUGGUUUGUGCUGGGCCUGGCGGGCAGCACCCACAGCAAGGCGGACCGGCGCCUGCUGAGCCCGUUCACAGCGACGUUCUCCCAAAAUAACAAGAAGCAGCUCGAGGUGACCUAUGCCAUGGUCCGGGGCCAGCGCUGUGUCACCUGGUCGUACGUGCUGAUUCCCACGGCCCGGCCGGACGUGUUCUCCGUGGAGAACCGCGGGGAGCUCGGGACGGACACGGAGGACGUGUGGGUGCAGGACACGGACUACAGCACCUUCGCCCUCAUGAGCUCCCGCCGGCAGUCCGCCCGCCGGGCCAUCGUGAGGGUCCACCUGCUGUUCCGACUGUGGGCGAUUCAGACGGAGACGCUGGGAAAGUUCCUGUGUCUCCUCAAGGCCCAGGGCCUGUCUGAGGCCAACAUCGUCUUCCCGGACUUUCCAGACUGGGCGCCCUAUCGGACCGCCUGCUGAGGACGAAGCGGCCGGC
Molecule: messenger RNA, 533 nt
Organism: Pipistrellus kuhlii (Kuhl's pipistrelle)
Lineage: Eukaryota; Metazoa; Chordata; Mammalia; Chiroptera; Vespertilionidae
Gene: LCN12
Product: lipocalin 12
Exons: 5
Coding region: 182-517 (111 amino acids)
Molecular function (GO): small molecule binding
Source: RefSeq, a predicted model, not a curated record